Molecule: messenger RNA, 1266 nt
Organism: Cooperia oncophora
Lineage: Eukaryota; Metazoa; Nematoda; Chromadorea; Rhabditida; Trichostrongylidae
Source: the annotation of a GenBank genome assembly
AUGCGGUAUUCUGUGGUAGAAACGGAUUUCGGUGAUGAAGAGACCAAGAACUUCGGUAAACGCGAUGAAUUUGUCAGCUUAUCCAGUCUGUAUGAAAUUAAAACAUUAGCUGCUAUCUCUGGCGAUUUCGAUAACACCGAGAACGAAGAUCCCACAAGCGAUUUUGCGGCGCCGACGGUUUUCACAGAAAGCAAUGAAAAAUGGUUAGCAGUUGCCGUUGGGGACGACGUUUCCAUUUUCUCAAUCAGCUUUGAUUUGCAACACCUCUUCACACAGCCAUUCAAAGCUGGCUACAAUAUUUGCGGCAUCGGAUGGCUGGGAGAUAGUCAUAUCUUGGCAGUUGUUUCGUCUUCUAUGGAUGUCGUCUUGUUGUCGGCCGAAUUGCGAACGGUUCUCACAACUUUGAACAUGUCUUCUUCAACACCGUGCAAACGUGCUUUCCUUUCUUCGGAUGUUGUAAACGACAUGUGCUGUCUCGCCGUUGCUCAGGAAGAUGGGCAGAUUCUGACGUUUCAAAUUCCUGAUUGGAAUGUGCUAGCAGGACCACCGAGGGACAAUCUGUUGGCCUGCUGCAGAGAAUCUCUAGCAAAUGCAAAAAUCACAGAAUCAGUGAGCAAAUGGGCAUUGAGUAAUAUCGUCUAUACGGGUAGUCUACUAGUGCAGGCUCCUGCACAGCAAUUGCCAUUACAAAUUUGUCAGUUAGGAAGUUCUACCGCUGAGGCUCUCGGCGAUGCCUAUACAGCUAUGACAUACGUAAGAACUCGCCCUUGUUGCGACAAUCGCUUCCUGAUGGGACUCACUCUCGACGGAAAUUUCAUAGUUACUGAUCUCUGGACUUUCUCCACUGUUCUGCAGAAGAAUCUUCGUAAGAGCAAGGAUGAACUUUUCGCCGAUUUCAUGUUUGUCAAUAAGCCAAAAAUAGGUCCGAAUGUGGGAACUAUUGCACUUAUUGUCAGAACGGAGAACCGCGUGGAAAUGCAAGUCCGUUCGAUGCCUUCUUUGGAAACAGUGUAUUGCGUGGCUGUGAACGAGAAAACCACGCUGUUACCAGUAUCCGAAACAGCAGAUCGUGCAAUUCUACUUGUAGAAUCGUUCUCAUCCAAUAUUGUACAUGACAGCGACACGGUAAAAGUGCGCGAAAUAGUGGAGGCUCAACCAGACAUGAAGCUGCAGAGGCUUAUAAGCAGGAAUCAGCUUGAUCAAGCCGAGCAGUUUGCUACCCAGUUCAAACUGGACAUUCAGGUACUGUUCUUUCGUAACUCUGAG